Molecule: messenger RNA, 1456 nt
Organism: Lynx canadensis (Canada lynx)
Lineage: Eukaryota; Metazoa; Chordata; Mammalia; Carnivora; Felidae
Gene: FOXF1
Product: forkhead box F1
Exons: 2
Coding region: 16-1167 (383 amino acids)
Biological process (GO): regulation of transcription by RNA polymerase II; animal organ morphogenesis
Cellular component (GO): nucleus
Molecular function (GO): DNA-binding transcription factor activity, RNA polymerase II-specific; RNA polymerase II cis-regulatory region sequence-specific DNA binding
Source: RefSeq, a predicted model, not a curated record
AGCAGCAGCCACCCGAUGUCUUCGGCGCCCGAGAAGCAGCAGCCACCGCACGGCGGCGGCGGCGGCGGCGGGGGCGGCGGCGGCGGCGGCGGCGGCGCGGCCAUGGACCCCGCGUCGUCCGGCCCGUCCAAGGCCAAGAAGACCAACGCCGGCAUCCGGCGCCCCGAGAAGCCGCCCUACUCGUACAUCGCGCUCAUCGUCAUGGCCAUCCAGAGCUCGCCCACCAAGCGCCUGACGCUCAGCGAGAUCUACCAGUUCCUGCAGAGUCGCUUCCCCUUCUUCCGCGGCUCCUACCAGGGCUGGAAGAACUCGGUGCGCCACAACCUCUCGCUCAACGAGUGCUUCAUCAAGCUGCCCAAGGGCCUGGGGCGGCCCGGCAAGGGCCACUACUGGACCAUCGACCCGGCCAGCGAGUUCAUGUUCGAGGAGGGCUCCUUUCGGCGGCGGCCGCGCGGCUUCCGAAGGAAAUGCCAGGCGCUCAAACCCAUGUACAGCAUGAUGAACGGGCUGGGCUUCAACCACCUCCCGGACACCUACGGCUUCCAGAGCUCCGCGGGCGGCCUCUCGUGCCCGCCCAACAGCCUGGCGCUGGAGGGCGGCCUGGGCAUGAUGAACGGCCACUUGCCGGGCAACGUGGACGGCAUGGCCUUGCCCAGCCACUCGGUGCCACACCUGCCCGCCAACGGCGGCCACUCGUACAUGGGCAGCUGUGGCGGUGCCGCGGCCGGUGAGUACCCGCACCACGACAGCUCCGUGCCGGCCUCCCCGCUGCUGCCUGCGGCCGCCGGCGGGGUCAUGGAGCCGCACGCGGUCUACUCGGGCUCCACGGCCGCCUGGCCGCCCUCAGCCUCUGCCGCGCUCAACAGCGGCGCCUCCUACAUCAAGCAGCAGCCCCUGUCCCCCUGCAACCCCACGGCCAACCCCCUGUCCGGCAGCCUCUCCACGCACUCCCUGGACCAGCCGUAUCUACACCAGAACAGUCACAACGCCCCAGCCGAGCUGCAAGGCAUCCCGAGGUAUCACUCCCAGUCGCCUGGCAUGUGUGACCGCAAGGAGUUCGUCUUCUCCUUCAACACCAUGGCGCCCUCGUCCAUGCACUCGGCGGGCAGCGGCUCCUACUACCACCAGCAGGUCACCUACCAAGACAUCAAGCCCUGCGUGAUGUGAGACCACAGCCCGCGGGGCCCUCUGGGCACGGGCGGCCUGGCCCGGGGACCCGGAACCCGUCGCAGAAACUGCUCUAUUCUUGAGGUAUAACCGUAGGCCGAAGACGAGGGUCUGACCCCUACCCACCCGGAUUAUUUGGAAAGGAGUCCCCAAGGCAAAGGAAGAGCCAGCUCGGCGGCACCCACUCCCUCAAAAAAUUAACAAGUGGUGGCUGAGGGGCCUGGUCUGACUGCAGCUGUUGGUAAAUAAAAAUCUGUUUUUGAACCAGUUGAAGCCGGCUGAGAAGGUG